GCUGGUAUAGCUACUUCUAGUUAGGCCAGAGGAGGUAUAGCUACUUCUAGUUAGGCUAGAGGCGGUAUAGCUACUUCUAGUUAGGCUAGAGGGGGUAUAGCUACUUCUAGUUAGGCCAGAGGGGAAAGCUACGUCUAGUUCAGCUAGAGGGGGUAUAACUACGUUUAGUCACGCUAGAGAGGGUAUAGCUACAUCUAGUUCUCCGUUUAUCUGCAGCAGUGUCCCGGGUCAAGCACGUUUUGGACGGUUGGUGUGUCCUCUGUAGUGAGAUACUGAGCACGCUCAGUAGGCCAGAGUAGCGGACAACAUGGCCGUCUCUACUCAGCUUGGUUUACUGCUGUGGAAGAACUUCACGUUUCGCCGCAGACAGACCGUCCAACUCCUGGUGGAGAUCGUGUGGCCUCUGAUCAUCUUCUUCAUCCUGAUAUCCGUGCGGUCACACUACCCAGCCUAUGAGCAACAUGAGUGCCACUUCCCCAACAAGGCGAUGCCGUCAGCGGGCACCCUGCCCUGGCUGCAGGGCAUCAUCUGCAACGCCAACAACCCCUGCUUCCGCUACCCCACACCGGGAGAGACCCCGGGCGUGGUGGGCAACUUCAACGACUCCAUAAUCUCUCGUCUGUUUGUGGACGCUAAGAAGAUCCUGCUCUUCACCCAGAAUGACCGCAGCAUGGAGGGCUACAAGGGGCUGGUCCGGGCCCUCGCAAAGCUCCAGAAGAAGACCGCAGGUUUUAAGCUGAAGGACUUCCUGAAGGACGAUGAGACAUUGUCUCAGUUCCUGCACCACAACGCGUCCCUCCCUCACCACGCACUACGACAGAUCCUAGAGGCUGAUGUUAACCUGGAGAAGGUGCUGACCAAAGGGUUCGGCUUCCACCUGCGGGAUCUGUGCAACGCCACGUCCCUGGAGGAGUUCGUCCACAUCGCCGACGGCAAAGUGUCCCAACUCACACAGGACAUCAUCUGCAACUCCUCAAGCGACUGGCUAGACAGCGCCCAGAGUCACUUCCUGUCCAACCUGGACUUCCUCAAACCCAUCAGGAAGGAUGUGAGGUCGGACCCCAAAGUGGUACAGGACGUUUCCCUGGCAACGGACAGCCUUCUGGAGAGCCUAGGAUCACUGGCUGUGGAGCUGGCCAGUAUGGACAGCUGGCGGGACCUCCGUCAGGAGGUGCAGUACCUGAGCUCCCCCCUGCCCCAGGGCUCCCCCGGGCUGGUCUACCAGGCCGUGUCCCGCAUCGUGUGCGGUCACCCUGAGGGGGGCGGCCUGCAGAUCAAGUCCCUCAACUGGUACGAGGACAACAACUACAAGGCCCUGUUCGGUCACCAUGGCAACGACAGCGACAACGAGCCCACCACCGCCUACGACAACACCUCCACCCCCUAUUGUAACAGUCUGAUGAAGACUCUGGAGGCCAGCCCGAUCUCCAGGAUGAUCUGGAGAGCUCUGAAACCGCUGCUGAUGGGAAAGAUCCUGUACACCCCCGACACGCCCGCUACACAGCGCAUCAUACACGAGGUAAACAAGACCUUCCAGGAGCUGGGGGUGCUGAGGGACCUGGGGGGCAUGUGGGAGGAGAUGAAACCCAAGGUGUGGAACUUCCUGGAGAACAGCAGCGAGAUGGACAUGGUCCGGACGCUGCUCCAGAACAACGCAAGCGCGGCGUUCUUCAACAAUCGCCUGGGCGACACCCAGUGGACCGUGGAGGACGUGUCCCACUUCCUGUCCAAGACAGCAGAGGUGGUGGGGGAGGGGGCAAAACGGGCGGGGGGCUACACCUGGAGGGAGGUCUUCAACGAGACUGACCAGGCCAUCCUUACCGUCUCCCGCUUCAUGGAGUGUGUGAACCUGGACAAGCUGGAGCCUGUUGCUAACGAGGAGCGGCUGGUCAACAAGUCCAUGGGACUCCUUAGCAACCAGAAGUUCUGGGCGGGCAUCGUGUUUCCCGACAUCGCCCACGGCAACGCCUCAGACCUGCCCGCCAAUGUCAACUACAAGAUCCGCAUGGACAUCGACAACGUGGAGCGCACCAAUAAGAUCAAGGACGGGUACUGGGACCCCGGUCCCAGGGCGGACCCCUUUGAGGACCUGCGCUACAUCUGGGGCGGGUUCUCCUACCUGCAGGACGUGAUUGAGCAGGGCAUCAUCCGGGCGGUCACCGGGUCCAAGGAGAAGACCGGGGUCUACUUCCAGCAGAUGCCCUACCCCUGCUUCGUAGACGACGUCUUCCUGCGUGUGAUGAGUCGCUCCAUGCCCCUGUUCAUGACCCUGGCCUGGAUGUACUCGGUGGCCAUCAUCAUUAAGGGCGUGGUCUACGAGAAGGAGGCGCGGCUUAAGGAGACCAUGCGGAUCAUGGGAUUGGACAACGGCACCCUGUGGCUCAGCUGGUUCAUCAGCAGCCUCAUCCCCCUGCUGGUCAGCGCCGCCCUGCUGGUGGUCCUGCUCAAGAUGGGGAACCUGCUGCCCUACAGCGACCCGGGGGUCAUCUUCCUUUUCCUGUCGUGCUACGCCGUGGUGACCAUCAUGCAGUGCUUCCUCAUCAGCACGCUGUUCUCCCGCGCCAACCUGGCGGCGGCGUGCGGGGGCAUCAUCUACUUCAUGCACUACCUGCCCUACGUACUGUGUGUGGCCUGGCAAGACUACGUCAACUACACCGCCAAGGUCCUGGUGAGCGUCCUCUCCCCGGUGGCGUUCGGCUUCGGCUGUGAGUACUUUGCGCUGUUCGAGGAGCAGGGCGUGGGCAUCCACUGGUCCAACCUGCUGAACAGCCCCCUGGAGGAGGACAGCUACAACAUCACCACCUCCAUGUGCAUCAUGAUGGCCGACGCCGUGCUCUACGGGCUCCUCACCUGGUACAUCGAGGCCGUCUUCCCCGGCAUGUACGGCAUCCCCAGACCCUGGUACUUCCCCUUCACCAGAACCUACUGGUGUGGAGAGAAGCAGAACACCAACGUCGCCGGCUCUGAGGGCGACCACGGCAACGCCGAAGCCGUGUGCGUGGAGGAGGAGCCGUCGCACAUCGAGCCGGGCGUGUACAUCAAGAACCUGGUGAAGGUGUAUAACCACGGCAACAAGCUGGCCGUGGACGGGCUGACGCUGGGCUUCUACGAAGGACACAUCACCUCCUUCCUGGGACACAAUGGAGCCGGCAAGACCACCACCAUGUCGAUCCUGACCGGCCUGUUCCCGCCCACCUCUGGCACCGCCUACAUCAUGGGGAAGGACAUACGCACCGAACUCAGCAGCAUUCGCCAGAACCUGGGAGUCUGCCCCCAGCACAACGUCCUGUUCAGCAUGCUGACGGUGGAGGAGCACAUCUGGUUCUACGCCCGUCUGAAGGGCCUGUCGGAGGAGAAGGUGAAGGCGGAGAUGGAGCAGAUCGUCAACGACAUGGGCCUGCCGCACAAACGCCAGUCACGCACCAGCACCCUCUCCGGUGGGAUGCAGAGGAAGCUGUCCGUGGCCCUGGCCUUCGUCGGGGGGUCAAAGGUCGUGAUCCUGGACGAGCCGACCGCCGGGGUGGACCCGUACGCCCGCAGGGGCAUCUGGGACCUGCUGCUGAAGUACCGCCAGGGUCGCACCAUCAUCCUGUCCACGCACCACAUGGACGAGGCGGACAUCCUGGGCGACCGCAUCGCCAUCAUCUCCCACGGGAAGCUGUGCUGCGUGGGCUCCUCCCUGUUCCUGAAGACCCAGCUGGGGACGGGCUACUACCUGACCCUGGUGAAGAGGGACUACGACCUGCCGCUGCAGUCCUGCCGCAACUCCGCCAGCACCGUGUCCUACAGCAAGAAGAAGGAGGACAGCGUGUCGGAGAGCAGCUCUGACGCCGGGCUGGGCAGUGAACCAGAGAGUGAAACCACCACCAUCGACGUGUCCCUGAUCUCCAACGUGAUCUUCAAGCACGUCCCCGAGGCGCGGCUGGUGGAGGACCUGGGACACGAGCUCACCUACGUGCUGCCCCACCAGUCGGCCAAGGACGGCGCCUUUGUGGAGCUCUUCCACGAGAUCGACGACCGCCUCUCCUACCUUGGCAUCUCCAGCUACGGCAUCUCCGACACCACCCUGGAGGAGAUCUUCCUCAAGGUGGCUGAGGACAGCGGCGUAGACGCUGCAGAACUCUCAGCCGACGGUGUGUUGCCCACCCGAUCCCGCCGGCGCCACGCGUUCGGAGACCACCAGAGCUGCUUGAAGCCCUUCACAGAGGAUGACUUUGAAUUCAACGACUCAGAAGAAUCUCGCGAGACGGACUGGCUGGGAGGGGCCGAUGGGAAGGGGUCCUUCCAAGUCAAAGGUUGGACGCUGAAGAGGCAGCAGUUUGUGGCAUUACUAUGGAAACGCUUCCUGUACGCCCGACGCUCCCGCAAAGGAUUCUUCGCCCAGAUUGUUCUGCCUGCUGUGUUUGUGUGUGUUGCACUGGUCUUCAGUCUGAUCGUGCCUCCGUUUGGAAAGUACCCGAGCCUGGCUCUGGACCCGGGGAUGUACGAAGAACAGUUCACCUUCAUCAGUAACGACGCUCCAGAGGACCUCCACGCCAGCAGACUGCAGGGGGCGCUGAUGGACAACCCUGGCUUCGGGACGCGCUGCAUGGAGACAGGACCGUCGCGGGAUGAGGCGUGUGCAGCGCUGGAAGAGGAUUGGUCGUUGCCUGACAUAUCGGCCUCGGUGCGGGACAUGUUGGAGAAUGGGAACUGGACCAUGGACCACCCCUCCCCCCUCUGCCAGUGUUCCUGUGAUGGACAGAAGAAGAUGCUGCCCGAGUGUCCCGCCGGAGCAGGAGGAAUGCCCCCCCCUGAGCUAAGGGUCACUGUGACGGACACGCUGCAGAACCUGACAGGGAGGAAUGUCUCCGACUACCUGGUCAAGACCUACGCCCAGAUCAUCAGCAAGAGCUUGAAGAACAAGCUCUGGGUGAAUGAGUUCAGGUACGGUGGCUUCUCAUUGGGCGCAAGGAGUGCCCAGUACCUCCCCCCCAGCGAUGACGUGGACGAGGCUGUGGCCCAGCUCAGGAGACGCUUCCGCUUGGAGAGGGGAACCUCUGCUGACCGGUUCUUCCGCAGUCUGUCCAGCUUCAUCCAGGGUCUGGACACAAAAAAUAAUGUUAAGAUCUGGUUCAACAACAAGGGAUGGCACAGUAUGGGCUCCUUCCUCAACGUGAUGAACAACGGGAUCCUGCGCGCCAGCCUGCCCCGGGGGAAGAACCCCGCCCACUACGGCAUCACCGCCUUCAACCACCCCCUCAACCUGACCAAGGAGCAGGUGUCCCAGGCCGCCCUGAUGACCACGUCGGUGGACGUCCUGGUGUCUAUCUGUGUGAUCUUCGCCAUGUCCUUCGUGCCGGCCAGCUUCGUGGUGUUCCUGAUCCAGGAGAGGGUGAACAAGGCCAAGCACAUGCAGUUCAUCAGCGGGGUGCAGCCCGUCCUCUACUGGGUGGCGAACUUCGUCUGGGACAUGUGUAACUACGUGGUCCCCGCCACGCUGGUCAUCCUUAUAUUCGUGUGCUUCCAACAAGAGGCCUACGUGUCCUCCACCAACCUGCCGGUGCUGGCCCUGCUGCUGCUGUUCUACGGGUGGGCCAUCACUCCCCUGAUGUACCCGGCCUCCUUCUUCUUUAAGAUCCCCAGCACCGCCUAUGUGGUCCUGACCAGCGUCAACAUCCUCAUCGGCAUCAACGGCAGCGUCUCCACCUUCGUGCUGGAGCUGUUCGGCAGCAACGAGGUGGGCGGCAUCAACGACAUCCUGAAGAACGUGUUCCUCAUCUUCCCCCACUUCUGCCUGGGCCGCGGCCUCAUCGACAUGGUGAAGAACCAGGCCAUGUCGGACGCGCUGGAGCGCUUUGGUGAGAACCGGUUCCGUUCUCCACUGGCCUGGGACAUGGUCGGGAAGAACCUGUUCGCCAUGGCUGUUCAGGGCGUGGUCUUCUUCUGCAUCACUCUGCUCAUCCAAUACCGCUUCUGCCUCAAGAACAGGUGGAGCACCAGCCACGUGAAGCCGGUGGGGGAGGAGGACGAGGACGUGGCCCGGGAGAGGCAGCGGAUCAUGGGGGGCGGGGGCCAGACGGACAUCCUGGAGCUCCGGGAGCUCACCAAGGUCUACAAGCGCAAGCAGAAGCCUGCCGUGGACCGCCUGUGUGUGGGCAUCCCCCCCGGGGAGUGCUUUGGUCUGCUGGGUGUGAACGGAGCUGGGAAGACCAGCACCUUCAAGAUGCUAACGGGAGACUCUGAUGUGACCAGCGGUGAAGCUUUCCUGGCCGGCAAGAGCGUAACUACGGAGAUGGACGAGGUCCACCAGAACAUGGGCUACUGCCCCCAGUUUGACGCCAUCAACGACCUUCUGACGGGCCGCGAGCACCUGGAGUUCUACGCCAUCCUGAGGGGGGUCCCCGAGAAGGAAGUCUGUGAGGUGGCGGAGUGGGGCAUCAGGAAGCUGGGGCUGGUGAAGUACGUCGACAAGGCGGCAGGAAGCUACAGCGGAGGAAACAUGAGGAAGCUGUCGACCGCCAUGGCUCUGAUCGGGGGACCCCCGGUUGUCUUCCUGGACGAGCCGACUACAGGGAUGGACCCCAAGGCCAGGAGGGCGCUCUGGAACGCCAUCCUCAGCAUCAUCAAAGAGGGCCGCUCGGUCGUUCUUACCUCUCACAGUAUGGAGGAGUGUGAAGCGUUGUGCACUAGGAUGGCCAUCAUGGUUAACGGCAGGUUCCGUUGCCUUGGCAGCGUCCAGCACCUAAAGAACAGGUUCGGGGACGGCUACACCAUCAUCCUGCGGGUGGCGGGACCCGACCCGGACCUGCGUCCCGUCAUGAGCUUCAUCGAGACGGAGCUGCCGGGCUCCAACCUGAAGGAGAAGCACCGCAACAUGCUGCAGUACCAGCUGCCCUCCGCCCUCACCUCCCUCGCACGCAUCUUCUCCCUCCUCUCCGGACACAAGGAGGCCCUCAGCAUAGAGGACUACUCCGUGUCCCAGACCACCCUGGACCAAGUGUUUGUGAACUUCGCCAAGGACCAAAGUGACGAGGACCACCUGAAGGACCUGCUCCUGGCCAAGCGGGACGCGGUGGCGGUGGACGUCUCCAAGCUCACCUCCUUCCUGGUGGACGAGAAGCACCGCGAGAGCUGCGUGUGAUGCCGCGCUCCGCCAGCAGGGGGGGAGGGGGGAAAGGACACCCUCCACCAGCAUCAAGGACCAGUGGACUAGGAGGGGCCAAAGGCCACCUCGUUUUUUUAACAAAAUGUUAUUGCAGAAUGUUUUGUUGCUUUUUUUAUACGUCUCCAAAUUGUUCAGUGGAGCUGUGGGCCGACGCACGGCCUCUGGAAGACGAGGCGGCGGCCCCGGACCCCCAAGGGACACAAGUACAAAUCAAUGCAAGAAGUAAGCUCCCGGGCCCCGGAGGACACAGCGCUGAAGGGCGAGGGGCGUCCCCAGGGGGGGCCCAGAGACUUGAACAAAGGACGGAGCACAGGAGGAUGGGGUUGGGGGGGGGGAACCAAUGGUGUGGCUGCGUCCUGGCGACCACUAGGCAGUAGACCUGCCGCUAGCGGGCAGCUUGAGGUUGUCGGUUCAAACACUUGAUGGUUAAUAGAGUUGGUUAUCUUUUUACUCGUGUAUGUGUGCGUGGGUGUGUACCGUGAAAUGACAACACUGUACUACAGCAACAACAGCUACACUGUACUCCAACAACGACAUCCUCAUCAACAACUGGACAAAGAUCAGUCCAACUCAAAGAAUGUUCCAACUGCCAACUGAUCAUCAUCAUCAUCGAUCAUCAGGCUAAUCAAUCGAGGACUCAUAGAUUGAUUGCUUUUAUUUUUUUAUUCAGGGUCUACUUUCUUGCUGGGCUCCUCUUCGUUACCUAGCACGGGUGUUUUUUAUAAUGAAGUCCAUAAAAUGGAUGAAAUCCUGUUCUAUCCUGUCGAUUUUAAAUUAAUGUAACCUAGAACUUGUUGGAUUAUUUCACUUUUGUAUUGCUUCGAAAAAAGAGACUUGAAUCGUCAGCGAGGGUAAUGUAAGACUUUGGGGCCGGACCUUUCUUAUGCAGAUUGUCACUGCAUUAGAGAAGCGUCCGUUUGUCCAGGUGUUCUGGGUUUCUGCUUCGUCAUAUCUUAAUAGGGUGUGUGGUCGUCGGUGUUUAAGCAGAUGGUUGUACUGCCGCUGAGUGGAAGCUAAGCUCAGAUUGGAGGAUGUUGGUGGAGGGUCCGCAUAGAUGUACAGGCCUGGGUCUGCAGGUCUGUAGCCAUAGGGGCCAGGCUCUUCAUGUCUAGAGGUGUACGGGCCUGGGUCUGCAGGUCUGUAGCCAUAGGGGCCAGGCUCUUCAUGUCUAGAGGUGUACAGGCCUGGGUCUGCCUCUAGAAUGUUUAUCCGAACUCUGUAAAAAGACACCAUCCAUUCAUGUCAACAGUCGUAGGUAAUGUGAUCACAGAGAAGUGCAACAUCAUGGGGGCUAUCUCACCUGUUUCCGCCCCCAUGGUGUGUGGACAUCUGUGUGUGUGUGUGGGGUCGUGUGCUGCUGUACAGUGAUGGAGGAACUUCAGUGAAGACGUAGCCGUGCCAAACAGAGCUCCUCGUCAACCAGCAGCCGGUAGGCUUGUGGUCCACCACACGCUCGUACUUUCUAGAUGUUUACGUCACAUUGUAGAACUGCCAUCCCUUCCCCUCCGCCAUGUGUACUGAACCUGACCACGGAGCGUGCACUGUCUCCAGAGCGUGCGCGGUCACCAGAGAGUGCGCCAAGACCUCGCCCUUCCCCUCCCUUCGUCUUCCUCAGAUAACCCUGUUGAUUGGGAGCUUAAGGUGAACCACCAACAUGUAUGGAGACCUUUUUAGACCGUGUUGAUGUUGCCCCCCAAAGUGAGUGCGUGUUACCCGGGACCAGCGCCUACCAGGGACCACAGCGGCUAACACGCUAACACGCUGUCCAUAGAGCUGCUGCACAGGGGGCUCCCAGCACGACUUCCAGGAAGUAGACCCCACCGUGACCCAUCAGCCAGCCCACUGCCUGGACACUUUACAGGCCAACAUCAGCCUGAAACGCAACACACAGAGAGCGCUCCCAAACUCUUAUUUUGACAGAGAGGAGGAGAUCAAAGGAGUGGUUUAUUUUGAAAGAGAGGUGGAGGAAAUGGAAGCGGAGGAGAAAGAUGGACCCAGGUGUCGUGGUGUUUUCUUCAAUAUUGUUCGUUUACAUUUCAAAGUAUUAAAUAACAGCUGUUUAAGUCUGUAACUUGUUGUAUAAAGUUAACUAUUUACAUAAAUAAAUAAAUUGAUACAUUUUGAAAAUAA
This is a messenger RNA of Gadus morhua (Atlantic cod), 9277 nucleotides long. RefSeq names its product phospholipid-transporting ATPase ABCA1. The transcript has 48 exons. Gene Ontology annotation, molecular function: lipid carrier activity; ATP hydrolysis activity; ATP binding. The coding region runs from base 308 to 7123 and encodes 2271 amino acids. The record is from RefSeq and is a predicted model, not a curated record. Gene Ontology annotation, cellular component: membrane; intracellular membrane-bounded organelle. NCBI's taxonomy places the organism in Eukaryota, Metazoa, Chordata, Actinopteri, Gadiformes, Gadidae. Gene Ontology annotation, biological process: lipid transport; transmembrane transport.